ACACUUUUUGCGAUAUGCUUAGUACGAAACAUCCAGGGACUGAUUGCAGUCCAAAAAUCAAUUUGCACGUAAAACCGAAACCCAUUUCAGAUGGCAACAGAUCCGGAUAAAGACUACAUUACACUUCUACUCAGCGAUGGAGUUAGUACACCGGUAGAAAAAGUUACCGAUUCAUGCAAGCUGCAUCUACCGGAUUGGUUCGAUGAGGCAAAAUUCAAACGUGCCCAACAAUUCUACCGCCGGAAUGUGUAUGCCAUAGUGAUAGCCGUACUGUACGGGGCGGUUGCCGUGAUGGCACUGCCGUCGGUUCUAAACGUGUUGAUGUUCACCAAGCGAUCGUCGAGUGUUCUCACGGCGUACCGGCGUUACAUGGCUACGAUUUUGUAUUUUGUAGGCUGGUACACGGAGGAUCUGAAACCGGGAACGAGAGUCUGGAAAUCAAUUGAAAGUGUGAGAAGAGCUCAUUCGAGUACUAGUAAGCGAACGAACUUGAAGAUACCUGGUAUGACGAUCUCUCAGCGCGAUAUGGUGGUGGUGCAGUACUCCUUUGUAGGCUACUGUGCACUAAGCCCACGAAUGCUGGGACUCCAAUACAGCACCGCAGACAUGGAAGCAUUCAUCCAUUUCUGGCGUGUCAUCGGAUACAUGUUGGGAAUAGAAGAUAGGUUCAACUGCUGCACUGCUGACCCCUCGUCAUCUCGAAUCCGGAUGCAGCAAAUCCAAGACCAAUUGUUCUUGCCGGCACUCAGCAAGGUUGGGGAAGAUUUUCACCGGAUGUCCAAAUACAUGCUCGAUGGCAUGUGGUAUUUCAACGUGUUCCUCAACCCAGAUGCGAUACUGUACAUGACCUAUCGGUUGAAUGGAGUGCCCGGAUAUGGUUAUCCUGACAAACUGCUGGGACGAUCACAGUGCGCAGCAUAUGAAAAGCUUAGUUGGUACAGUCGGGCGAUUCUUUGGAUACUGGUAAAGACACAUGAUGUUAACUUGAGCAUUGCUCCACUUCGGUGGUUUCAUAAUGCCCUGGUUUCCAUUUCGGUGAAUAUUGGAAUUCCAUAUUUUCCACUGCCAGCAAUUGUCCGAUUUGGCUACAAGAAUGCAGUUGUCAGAAUAUAAAUCAAAUAAAAGGACAUGUGAUAGAUGACCUACGAA
This is a messenger RNA of Ochlerotatus camptorhynchus, 1149 nucleotides long. RefSeq lists its product as uncharacterized. Bases 91 to 1113 code for a protein of 340 amino acids. Lineage: Eukaryota; Metazoa; Arthropoda; Insecta; Diptera; Culicidae. The record is from RefSeq and is a predicted model, not a curated record. Gene Ontology annotation, molecular function: oxidoreductase activity. The transcript has 6 exons.